AUGCCGCGCUUUCACACAACAUUUAAUGGAUACUCCGUGAAGUUCUCGCCGUUUGUGGAGUCGCGGCUAGCGGUGGCGACCGCCCAAAACUUUGGGAUCAUCGGCAACGGGCGCCUGCACGUGCUCGAGUCGACCCCCGCCGGCCUUGUCGAGGCGGCGGCGUUUGACACCGCCGACGGAUUGUAUGACGUGGUAUGGUCCGAGGAGAAUGAGAAUAUCCUCGUGGGGGCCUGCGGCGACGGCAGCAUCAAGCUGUACGAUCUGGCGGCGCCAUCGCAGGCCAACCCGCUGCGCUCUCUGCAGGAGCACCGGAGAGAGUGCUGCUGCGUCAGCUGGAACGGGCGGCAGCGCGACCUGUUCCUCUCCAGCAGCUGGGACGACACGGUCAAACUCUGGUCAACGCAGCGGCCCGGCAGCCUGCAGACGUUCACAGGCCACACCUACUGCGUCUACCACGUCGCCUGGAGCCCCCACCAUUCUGAUGUGUUCCUCUCAGCAUCCGGUGACACCAGUGUGCGGCUCUGGGACCUGCGGCAGCCAUUACCCACUCUGCUGCUGCCUGCGCACGCAUUUGAGGUCCUGUCCGCUGACUGGUGCAAGUACAACGACUGCAUCAUAGCCACGGGGUCGAUAGACAAGUCCAUAAAGAUCUGGGACGUGCGGCAGCCGCAGCGCGAGCUGGCGACGCUCCUGGGCCACAACUACGCAGUGCGCCGCGUCGUGUUCUCGCCCCACGCGGAGAGCGUCCUCGCCUCAUGCUCCUAUGACAUGACAGUCCGCCUGUGGGACUGGCGGGCGGGGGCCGGCAUCGGCGGCGGCGGCGGCGGCGGCGCGCAGCUGCGGGCGUGGGACCACCACUCGGAGUUUGCUGUUGGGCUUGACAUGAGCCUGCUGCAGGAGGGCGUCAUUGCCAGCAGCGGCUGGGACGAGUGGACCAAUGUGUGGCACAUGAGCGGCGGGCCGUGA
This is a messenger RNA of Monoraphidium neglectum, 966 nucleotides long. RefSeq names its product peroxin-7. Gene Ontology annotation, molecular function: protein binding. The coding region runs from base 1 to 966 and encodes 321 amino acids. Gene Ontology annotation, biological process: protein import into peroxisome matrix. NCBI's taxonomy places the organism in Eukaryota, Viridiplantae, Chlorophyta, Chlorophyceae, Sphaeropleales, Selenastraceae. The transcript has 7 exons. The record is from RefSeq and is a predicted model, not a curated record. Gene Ontology annotation, cellular component: peroxisomal matrix; cytosol.